ACUCGGAGCACGCACUUGUGUGUAUCAGUUGUGUAUGUGUAGUACGGCCAGUACGAGAGAGUUAUCCCCUCCACAUGUUAUCGUGUGCUAUCAAGAGUCAAGCCUGAAUGCUGGAUGAAUGCUGGUCACCGGAUCACCGCCGUCCAUGCCUUCGUGAACACUGGCGAAGGCCUGACGCGAGGUUAAAUUUCGCAACGCGAAGUUCCUGGGAUAUCGCUGUGAGAUCUUCGGCAUUUCGGUACGCCGAGACCUGUUCACAGCAAGGUCCAAAGCCAGAAGUACACAGGCGAAACGAACAAGUUAUUCUGGAAAGGAUUAAUAUCCGCCAGUGUCUCGCGCCUUAACCUCUGAUGCUGACCGAGCCGCAUACGUGUUGCGAAUAACAAUUGUGCGUUUAAGGAUACAGUGAUCAUGGCAUUCGCGUUGAGAGGGGUCAGCGGUAUAUUUCUACGUUGGAGCAAGGGUCCCCGGAGUCCCAUAAGGAUAUUACGGGUAUGCACCGAUAAUUUCUCUAUCAAAGCAAGUAUCCCAGAAGCGGAGCAAGAGGCAGAGAAGUUGAAAACACCGGUAGGGGACGGUAAAGUGUUUGAAAGCAUAGAGGAAGCCGUAUCCGAUGUACAUGAUGGAGCAAAACUUUUGGUCGGUGGAUUCGGCCUCUGCGGCAUCCCAGAGAAUUUAAUAGCAGCCAUACUAAAAAGGGGCACCAAAGAUUUAACAGUAGUUUCGAAUAAUGCUGGGGUCGAAGACUUCGGGCUGGGUAUAUUGCUGAAGGAGCACAGGAUCAAAAGGAUGAUCGCGUCGUACGUGGGUGAAAACCCUGAAUUCGAGAGGCAGUAUCUCAGCGGUCAAUUGGAGGCUGAGCUGACGCCGCAGGGUACUUUGGCGGAACGUGUGAGAGCGGGUGGCGCCGGCAUUCCGGCUUUCUACACUCCCACGGCUUUCGGCACCAUCGUACAGGAGGGUAAUGUCGUCAUAAAGUACGACAUGAACGGCAACGCCGAGAUAUCGGGAGAGGCGAGGAACGUGAACCAGUUCGACGGGCGAAACUAUGUGCUGGAGACCGCCAUCACUGGCGACUUCGCGCUCGUGAAGGCGUGGAAGGCCGACACCGCCGGUAAUCUGGUCUUCCGGAAGUCGGCGAGGAACUUCAACCCUGUGAUGUGCAAGGCGGCCAAAGUGGCAAUUGUCGAAGUGGAGGAGAUCGUCGGACUUGGACAAUUAGAUCCCGAUCAGAUUCAUCUGCCUGGCAUUUUCGUGGACAGGAUUGUGAAGGGGCUAUCUUAUGAAAAACGGAUUGAGAAACGCUCGACGAAGCAAACCAUAAAGCCUAAGAAAGUGACACCGGCUAGUAAAGCGAGGGAUAUGAUUAUUAGGCGCGCUGCUCUCGAAUUUAAAGAUGGAAUGUAUGCAAACUUGGGAAUCGGUAUACCUAUGCUUGCUAGUAACUACAUCCCGAAGGGUGUGAAAGUGACGUUGCAAUCAGAGAACGGUAUUCUUGGGUUGGGCCCUGUUCCGGACGAAGAUGACGUCGACGCGGAUCUUAUCAAUGCUGGAAAGGAAACUGUAACGAUUUUGCCCGGGGCAUCUUUCUUUAGUAGCGAUGAGAGUUUCGGCAUGAUUAGAGGAGGUCACAUUGAUCUGACUAUUCUUGGAGGCAUGCAAGUGUCAGAAAACGGGGAUUUGGCUAACUGGAUGAUACCAGGUACAAUGGUAAAAGGCAUGGGUGGUGCCAUGGAUCUUGUUUCCGCGGCGACUACAAAGGUAGUGGUAACUAUGGAACAUACGGCCAGAGACGGAAGUCCGAAGAUUUUGAAGAAUUGCACAUUGCCCGUCACAGGUCAGCAAUGCGUAGAUUUAAUUAUCACAGAUCUCGGGGUAUUUGAAGUGGUGAAAGGAGAAGGAUUAAAGCUUAUUGAGAUCGCACAUAAUAUCGACAUUAGCGAGAUUAUCAGUGCGACAGGCUGUGAAUUCAGUGUUGCCGACGAUCUUAAGGAGAUGGGGCAAGUUACAGAUGGAGACUUAUAAAUUGUAAUAUAUUUCACAAAUUGUAAAUGUGAUAUGUGAUAUGAUAAUUCAAUACCAUGAUGGUUACCUGAAAGUAAAUUUUUAAUAUAUUUUACAAGGUAUAAAUGUGCAAUUUAAAAAAUAAAUAGAGCUGUUAAUUAUAUUGUAUAGUGACGUUUCGAUGACACGUUUGUUUUCCAUAGAUAUAUCUGUACUUUUCCUGUAAAAUAUCCUAAUGUUUAAAUUAUCAAGUAAAUAUUAUGAUUAAUGCUUGAUUGAGUACCUAUUAUAUUAACUGCAACUCUUAUAUCGUACACAAUAGUUAAUUCGUUUUGUACAUAUAUUUCCAUUUGUUAUGAAUUAUUAAAAUUAUUUACGAUGUGUCACGCAAGCAAGAGAAAUUACGUUAUAUAUACUAAUUAGCAUUAUGAUAAAAUGAUUUUGUAACAUACGAAAUAAAAAUUUGUAAUAUUUUUGA
Molecule: messenger RNA, 2482 nt
Organism: Temnothorax curvispinosus
Lineage: Eukaryota; Metazoa; Arthropoda; Insecta; Hymenoptera; Formicidae
Gene: SCOT
Product: succinyl-CoA:3-ketoacid coenzyme A transferase 1, mitochondrial
Exons: 7
Coding region: 412-2025 (537 amino acids)
Biological process (GO): ketone body catabolic process
Cellular component (GO): mitochondrion
Molecular function (GO): succinyl-CoA:3-oxo-acid CoA-transferase activity
Source: RefSeq, a predicted model, not a curated record